GGGAGCGGUUCCACGUGGGUUCUCCUUGUCCUUUGCACUGUUGAUGCAACAGGCUUUGAAAUCGUUGCUGGGUCUCGUGACUCCGGCCAUCGAUUUUGACCGAGAACGGUGUCUGUGCUUUCGGGUGGGUUGGGCAGAGAAGAGAGAGAGACGGAUGGCGGCGGCGGUAGCAGCAGCAGCAGCUAAAGAACGAGGUCUCCCGAAGAUCGACUUCACCGGCGUCGGCCAGGCCGACACCGGAUCGCCUAGCUGGGAGGCUGUGCGGGAGCAGGUGAUGCAAGCGCUUGGGUCCUACGGCUGCUUUGAGGCGGUGUACGACCGGGUUACUCCCCAGCUCCGUGGCUCGAUCUUGGAGAUGGCCGCCGAGGAACUGUUCCCGCUGCCUCUCGAGGCCAAGAUCAAGAACACGUCCGACAAGCCCUUCGGCGGUUACCUCGGCCAGAUCUCGGGCUUCGACUAUGAGAGCCUCGCCAUCACGGACGCGCCCCUUCCUCACGGCGCCCCAAGGUUCUGCGGCCUCCUGUGGCCCGACGGGAACCCCGAUUUCUGCGAGAAGGCGUAUACGUUCUCCAAGAAACUGGGAGAACUGGAGGAGAUGGUGAGGAGGAUGGUGUUGGAGAGCCUGGGGGUGACCGAGUACCACGAGGAGCAGUCGGCGUCCAUCUGGUACCUGCUUCGUUUCUCCAAGUACGGUGCGGUCGGUGACGGCGAACAGGAGGAGGAGGGAGAGAGGAAGAAGGCGGGAUAUAUGGCGCACCGGGACGUCAACACGCUGGGGAUCGUGUGCCAGCUGAACGGGGUGGAUGGGCUGGAGGUGGACAGCGGAGACGGGCAGUGGAUCCCCGCCAAGCCCAGCUCCCCCACCUCCUACUUCGUCAUCGCCGGCGAUACCUUUCGGGCAUGGAGCAAUGGCAGGGUGACCGCCCCUCUGCAUCGCGUCAACGUGGGUGGCGAGGACACGAGAUACUCUGUCAUACUUUUCUCAGUUCCCAAGGACGAGGCGGUGAUCCAAGCCCCGGCGGAGCUGGUGGACGAACGCCGCCCCACCCUUUUCCGUCCUUUCGCCUUCGGCGAGUUCUUGCGGUUCUGCGCUACAGAGGAGGGCAUGAAGGCCGAGUGCAAGCUGAGUGCUUAUUGCGGUCGGGCGGCCGCAGCGGAGGCGGCGGAAGCAUGAUCGCUACGUGCUGGGGAUGGGAAUGGUGUGUUGGUCCGCAGCUCGUCGUCCUUAGAAUCAAGGAGCUUCCUCCUUAAAUCAUCAGUAUGCAUGAAAAUGACAUCAAGGAGUCAAUAAAGCUUGUUUGAUUACUCGCA
Musa acuminata AAA Group (dessert banana) is the source of this 1311-nucleotide messenger RNA. RefSeq names its product probable 2-oxoglutarate-dependent dioxygenase AOP1. Gene Ontology annotation, molecular function: 2-oxoglutarate-dependent dioxygenase activity. The transcript has 3 exons. Lineage: Eukaryota; Viridiplantae; Streptophyta; Magnoliopsida; Zingiberales; Musaceae. The coding region runs from base 44 to 1174 and encodes 376 amino acids. The record is from RefSeq and is a predicted model, not a curated record.